GUCAAAGAUCAAGUUGAUUGGAAAAGUUUUUAAUCUCGUGAUUGUAGUUUUUUUUAAUCAAAGUUUUUUAAUCUAUAAAUGUAUAUUAUUUUGUUUAUAAAUAAUAUUGUUGCUAUAAAAAUGAUAAUGGAAUAUAUAAUAAAUUAAAAAAUUUGUGAAUUCAUUAAUUGAGAAAUAUAUAUUUUUGUUCAUAUUCUAGUAAAAAUGUCAAAUACAUGAAUGAUUAAGGAAUCUUACAACCUUAAUACUUCAAUAACCUAAAAUAAAAAAAAUAUUUUCUUUGCACGGUUUGUAAGUAACUGAUUUUUUAAUUUCUAUAAUUUUGUCAAAAAUGAUGUGUCACGUUAGACACGUAUGUAAAUAAUUAUAAAUUCAAAAAAAAAAAAAAAAAAAUACAAAAAUCAUUGAAAAAUUAAUUUAAUAAAAAAUGAGUUCUGUUUGGAAACGAUUACAACGGGUAAACAAGAGAGCCGCAAAAUUUCAAUUUACUGUGUCAUAUCAUGAAGUUACUUUACAAACGACAACAAAAUGGAAGCCAAACAAACUAAGUGUUGUAUGGACAAGACGUAGUAGAAGAGUUAGUUCAGAACCAUUAGAUUGGGAACCCAGUUUAAGUGAUCCAUUAAAAGGUGUCAUUAGUUGGGCUGUUCCUGACAAUCAUACAGUUUCAGUAACUUUAUUUAAAGAUCCAAGAACCCAUGAAUUAGAAGAUAAAGAUUGGACAUUUGUAAUUGAAGAUGUUUCGUCUACUGGUAAAAGACGACAUGUAGCUGCUACAAAUAUAAAUAUGAAAAAAUAUGCUACUUUAGAAUCUAGUCAACAACAACUUAAAUUGGAUUUAAAACCUACAUCAAAAAAAAUUGUUAAUGCUACAUUAGAAUGUACUUUAUCUUGUGUCUUUUUAAGAGAAGGCAAAGCAACGGAUGAAGAUAUGCAGAGUAUGGCUAGCUUAAUGUCAGUUAACAACAAUAGUGAUAUUGCACCUUUAGAUGAUUUUGAUAAUGAAGAUAUACCAGAAGAUGUUGAAGAAGUAUCUGGAAAAAAUCUUGAUGAAAUUUUAGAUAUCUCUGCUCAACUUGAUCUAAUGACAAGUAGUCUUACUGAAAGUGAAUUACCUAGUACUCCAAUAAGUGUGGCAAGUUUAUCAAAAGAUGAUAUCACUCCUGUAAAUGAUAGCGAUCAUAUCAUCCGUGAUGUUAGUUUGUCAGGCAUUGGUGAUUCCUUUAAAGAAAAACCUUUAAAGGAUACUAUUGCUGUUGAAAACAAUAAAAAUAUUGAACAUACAUUGAUAAGAUUACCAUUCAAACCAUUAGAAUUAAAAAAGAAUGAUGCCAAUAUUCCUAAAUUAAAAGAAAUUACUCCAGGUCAGGAUUUAUUAGAAUGGUGUAAAGAAGUAACUAAAGAUUAUUCUGGAGUGAAAGUUACUAAUCUUACAACAUCUUGGAGAAAUGGAAUGGCAUUUUGUGCAAUCAUACAUCAUUUUAGAUCAGAUCUUAUAGACAUUGAUUCGUUAUUGCCACAUGAUGUAAAGGGUAAUUGUAAAAAAGCAUUUGAUGCUGGAGAAGCUCUUGGGAUACCUAGAGUAAUAGAACCAGCAGAUAUGGAUAUAUUGACUGUACCUGAUAAAUUAGCUGUGAUGACUUACUUGUAUCAAUUGAGAGCACAUUUUACUGGUCAUGAAUUAGAAGUACAUCAAAUAGGUAAAACAGCAGAUGAAUCAUCUUAUAUGAUUGGCAGAUUUAAUACUGACAAUAAUUCAGAUGUAAGUGUGCAAUUAUUUGGUCAGGAAAUAAUUAAUUUGCGCAAAAAAGAUCAAAUGGAUCAUAAAAAUAAUAAAAGUGAUAAUAACAGACGAUCAAAUCCAUUUGAUAAUAAAAAAGAAGAUGUUAACAUUGAUGCUUUAAAAAAUAAAUUACAUUUAAGUUUGAACAUAGAAAAUCAGGAUCAUGAUCAAUGCAAAGAUAAGUCACCAUCAAGUGUUAAAGAUGUUAAAGAUAUUAUAUUAGCUAGUUCAAAAAGUAUUUUAGAGAAAGUAUUAUCACCAACAAAAGAAAAAUAUUUGUCUAGAGAAAAGAGUAAAUCUCCACCAAGAAUAUCACAAACACAGCAACGUCCUAUAUUAAUGACUCGUCGACAAUUAACAGAUCCUUUUGGAUCUGAUGAAGAAGAAGAAAAUAUUCAAAUAAUUGACGAAAAAUGGUCUCAAUCAAUCUCAAUUAAUAAAUCAGAAACGCCAGAUGAUAAUGAUUCAAUCAAUAUAAGUGACAAAGGAAAUCGUACUGAAUAUCAAACAAUAUCAUCACAAGGAGAACAACGUUCUCAAAAUCCAUUAGUCAGUCGACACGACGAAUUAAGACAACGUGCCAGACAGCUAUUAGAACAGGCUAGGAAUCAUACAAAGUCAACUGGUCUUAUUUCUACUGCUGCUUGUCCUAUUGAGAGUCAAAAUGAUGAUGAAAGACAGCAACAAUUGCGUGAAAGAGCAAGACGUUUAAUAGCAGAAGUAAAAAUGGGUGUAAACAUUACUUCAAAUCAAAUUAAUGAUGACAAUAAUAGUGACAGACGUUCAAUAGAUGAUCAAAAUAAUAGUCCAAGACGAAGUAUUACACCAUCUACUCCGGGUGAUAAAUUUAGUACAAAAUCUGAAUACAAUGGAAAUACUCUAGGAACUCCAAAUAUAAUAGAUGGAGAAAAAAAAACAGGUUCUCCUUUGUUCUCAUUUUCUAAAAUAAUAGAAAGAAUUUCUCCAGAUAAAACUAGCCCAGAUAGUACUUCAUAUACGCUUAGAGGGUUUGGAAAAGACAUGUCAUCUUAUAUUCAAAAUGAAUUAGAAGCAUUAGAAAGAGAACAAACUCAAAUAGAUAUUCAAGCUGGUAAACUUGAGAAACAACUUCGAGCUGCAAUGGAAAGUGAUAAUGAAGAUGAAACAGAAAGAUUAAUGUCUCUUUGGUUUACACUUGUUAAUAAAAAAAAUGCGUUAUUAAGAAGACAAAUGCAAUUGAAUAUAUUAGAAAAAGAAGACGAUCUAGAACGACGGUUUGAAUUAUUGAAUCGUGAAUUGAGAAGUAUAUUAGCAGUAGAAGAAUGGAGAAAAACUUCUGAACAAAAAAUGCGAGAAAAUUUACUUUUAGAGGAGCUAGUUUCAAUAGUAAAUAAGAGAGAUGAAUUAGUUCAUCAUCUUGAUACACAAGAAAGAGCUAUCGAAGAUGAUGAUGAAAUAGAACGUAAUUUAUCUAGAGCUGGUUUAGCUCAACGAAAUAAAAAUUGUAUUAUACAAUAAAAGUGUAAUCUUUUUUUUUUUGGUCAGAAGUGACAAGCAUAAUUCAUUUUGCUGUGGGAUUGCCAAAGAAAAUAUAAAAUUUUUUUCAAAGGUAAAAUCAAGAAUUAUAUAAAAUAAUAAUAUUUAGAAACUUAUUUUAUACUAUGAACUAUAUAUAAAUUGUACAACCAGUGUUUUAUAUUUAUACAUAUUCAUUAUUAAGUACAACAUCAACAGAAUACUACUUCUCGUAGUAGAUCUAAUUUCAAAAUGAUCCGUCGAAGAAAUACACAAAUUCACUGAAAUUUAUUAUGAAAGAUGUAAAAAGAAUAUGUUGCUAGAAAAAUCAAUUUCAAUUAUAAUUGAAAUUAUAAUUGAAAUACAUUCAUUUAUAAUUAUAAUAUCUCAUUAAAAAAGCAAUAGAAAAAUAUGUUAUGUAGGAACUUCUCAAUUCAAAUAAGGUGCUCGAAUCUUAAUAUAAAUUAAAGAAGAAUAUAUAAAAAAAAA
This is a messenger RNA of Apis dorsata (giant honeybee), 3766 nucleotides long. RefSeq names its product EH domain-binding protein 1 (gene Ehbp1). The coding region runs from base 428 to 3280 and encodes 950 amino acids. The record is from RefSeq and is a predicted model, not a curated record. The transcript has 18 exons. Gene Ontology annotation, molecular function: protein binding. NCBI's taxonomy places the organism in Eukaryota, Metazoa, Arthropoda, Insecta, Hymenoptera, Apidae.